AUGGAUUGCGAAGCACUUUGGUCGGGGUAUGGUUUUUGCCUCUUCAUUUUGAUAUGUUCAUCGAUAGUGAUUCUAGCGGUAUUGUCAUUUUCAACACACCGUAAAAACCUUUGCCUGGAAUGCUGCAGUGGUCGUCCAGGACUAUACUCUCCAGUUGACUUGCUACAUCGUGGACCACAUCGACUGAUCUAUGCUGUGAUAUUUGGAGCCAUGUCUGACCAGUUUCUCAACCUAGCACUUAUAGGUGGUGGCAGUGUCUUCAGCACUAUCAUUACAAAUCCAUAUGCGCUAGCCAUAUGUGAUGUAGCUAUUUCUAACGUGCUGUCAGUGCUCUUAGUGUGUCUGCUCUAUGGUCCUCUGUUUGCCUGUGUGAACACACCUCGCCCCCGCCUUGGACACAUCACUGGACUCCUAUACCUCCUCCUGAUAGCAACUUUUGAAACAUAUUCUGGUGUUGUUUACACUCAAUGUGAUGGAGUAACAUACAAUGGAGGACAGAUGACCCUUAUAAUUCUGACUUCCCUACCCUCGUACAUGUUCUAUGUGAUUCUGAUAGCGUGGUUCAUCUAUGAAAUAGUGAACGACGUAGCCAUUGCCAAGAGGGGAAGAGGUAUUCUCUCACACACAAAAAGAUUUCCGGUUUCCUCUGAGACUUGUUGCUCCACUGGUGGUGAUGAUAGUCCUAAUUUCAAGACUGACAGUGUUGUGGAUCCCCGUGGUACUGUUUGCACACAAACUUAUGUGCAAGUUGUUUUUCUGGAGAAUGAUACCGGAGGAAAGUUCCUUUCCAUCACAAACAGGAAUGGUUUCAACUGUUUUCUCGUACUUUGUCUUCUUGUACAAUGGGAUUGUGGGUUUGUGGCGGCCAUAUUCAGAGUCCUGCUCGGUCUCCUGUUUGGGACACUCCUCCUAUUCAGACUGGACCAGAACAUCAUGAUGGACCACUUCAAGUUUGCUGAUCUAGGACACAAGACAUAUCUGGGCUUUCUCUAUCUGGAGCACACCUACAAUAACCCCGUGGCCAACGCCUUUGUGGCCCUAUUGACUGAUGGUGGUGACCAGGAAGACAAAUACUCCCUAAAACGACCGCCUGGAAGGAAUCGUAGGAUCCGCAACCGUUGGCUGGUGGCCUACACUCUGAUGAACAACCCCGGCCUCAUUCCACUGCGGGCCUCACAGAUGGAGGCCCAGCGAGAUGGAGUGGGUCAGGAGGCAGAGCCGGAAAAAAGGGCACUGAAUGAUUAUGAACCCAUUGUGCUCGUUCACUGACAAUGUUAUUCUUUAGAUUCACUCUAGAAACUAAUGGUAGGGUGCGGUACUACACACUGCCAAUGUACAAUGAACUGUUUGUAUACAUUAUGUAGUUCAAAUACAACAGAGAAAAGUACUGCUAUAUAGCCAAGUAAAAAUGUCAAAAUCUGAAUAAAUAAAGAGCAGGGGUGGGAGGGCAUUUUUAACACAGUUACAAGCACAACUGAGGCUGAUACAGUAAACGAAUAGCCCGAGGGAGUUGACAGGUUAUGCAGAAGAAAGGUAGGCCUAUAAUUUUGAACCUGCUAUAUUAUGACUCUGUUCGCAUGCUGCCUUAUCAGCACGAGUACUGCUUCGCUCUUUGUCUGCUAAGUUGCAUUUUUGUACUAAUGGUGCACAAAAAACACAAAAUAAGCAUAUGCGCUAACUGUGGUAUAAACCCCGACAUGAUUAUUAUUAACCGGUGGACGGUUGGUUACGCUGUGUUCGGUGCGCGCCGCUUUCAGACAUAGAUUGCACCUGGUAGAGUGUUUUCUUCUUUAUCAGGGUGUAAAUUUUCUUGAAACAGUGUACACAAUUAUUCUGGUGUGCAACACUAAACUGCAUGAUUAACCCUAUAAGAUGUGUGCUAUAUACAAGGUAUUACAGUAAAAACCCGUCACAGCAGUGUUGCAUAAUAUGAUACUCAGUACUCUGGUGGCUGGUAGUUCUGACCCCCUCCUUCCCGAUCACUGGCAUCAUCAGUACUACCCCCCUCUGGGAAGGAGGCAUAC
This is a messenger RNA of Geodia barretti, 2024 nucleotides long. NCBI's taxonomy places the organism in Eukaryota, Metazoa, Porifera, Demospongiae, Tetractinellida, Geodiidae. The record is from the annotation of a GenBank genome assembly.